GCGGCGCCCUCCGCCUUGCGCGCCCCUCCCGCGGGUCUCUGGAGGUUGAGUGGGGCGGCCGGUAGCAAUCGGCACGCGAAUUCGACCUCCCCGCCUUCUUAGAGAGGGCUACAGGGGGUCUCCCAACCGUCCCCAGAAACAUUCGCGCGCCCCAGUGCCUUCUUGGAGUUUGCCUGCCCCACGUCAAGCCGCUCUGAGAUCUGGGUGCAGGAAGAAUAGCCUGGAUAUUCUUCCUGUCUUCAUUUAGAAGCCCCUCUUUCUGAGGGCAGGUGGGCCUUGCGCCCUUUUCCCUCACAGGUCCUGGACGUACGAGGAGUCCCUGGGAUGAGAGGGACUGUGCCUCGGAACUUCUCUUGGCUCCCCUAGGACUGUUUUAUACGCAGCAAGCGCUCAAUAAUGGUAUCGGUGGCAGUAAAAGAGCCCAAGGCUUUAUUUUAUUAACUAUUUCAGCUUCUCCCCUCUUCCUCCUCCUCCACCUCCGCCCAUGAAAUGGUGCACUCUCCCUUUAAGGCUAAGAUGGUGGCUUGCUACGAUUGGGACUCCACUUCCGGUGGGGAGGGGGGCGGGACCCCAGCCCGCUCACGCCGGAAGUGGUUUGCUUUUUCAAGAUGGCGACUCCCUAUGUUACUGACGAGACCGGCGGCAAGUAUAUCGCCUCAACACAGCGACCUGACGGAACCUGGCGCAAGCAGCGGAGGGUGAAAGAAGGCUACGUUCCCCAGGAGGAGGUCCCAGUAUAUGAAAACAAGUAUGUGAAGUUUUUCAAGAGUAAACCAGAAUUGCCCCCAGGGCUCAGCCCUGAGGCCACUGCUCCUGUCACCCCAUCCAGGCCCGAAGGUGGUGAACCAGGCCUCUCCAAGACAGCCAAACGCAACCUGAAGCGAAAGGAGAAGAGGCGGCAGCAGCAAGAGAAAGGAGAGGCAGAGGCCUUGAGCCGGACUCUUGACAAGGUGUCCCUGGAAGAGACAGCCCAACUCCCCAGUGCUCCACAGGGCUCCAGGGCAGCCCCCACAGCUGCAUCUGACCAGCCUGACUCAGCUGCCAUCACUGAGAAAGCCAAGAAGAUAAAGAACCUAAAGAAAAAGCUCCGGCAGGUGGAAGAGCUGCAGCAGCGGAUCCAGGCUGGGGAAGUCAGCCAGCCCAGCAAAGAGCAGCUGGAAAAGCUAGCCAGGAGGAGGGCACUGGAAGAGGAGUUAGAGGACUUGGAGUUAGGCCUCUGAGGCUUUUGGGUAAUAGGGAAUGAACUGCAGAACAAACCAUGGGGCUCUCUGGGGUCCGGGGGAAUAUGGGCAACAGCAGUCAGGAGGGGUACUCCCCAUACUGGCUUACUUCCACUUCUUGCGGCCCAGCUCUGUCCUCCAGAGCCUAGCAUCUCCCUCGAUCCUUCCCUUGUCUUCCCAACUUCUACUUUUUGGACUUUCCCCCUCUUUUUCCCGGUGUUCAAAAUCUCAGUGACUACCCAGAGUACCUUUGCUGCUGAUUUGGGUGUCUUGUUUAAAAGAAAAUCAGGUGGGUGGGAAUCUCUUGGAGAACUGAGGCUGAGGGUAGAGAGAGUACGCCUAAGUCUUGGAGUCUUGGUUCCUGUUCGCAGUGUUGAUGGGUUAUUUCCCUCUCUCCCUCAUCUUUUUUUUAAGAAAAAACAAAAACAAAAACAAAAACAAGAAUAAACACAAGUAAACAUGUC
Molecule: messenger RNA, 1684 nt
Organism: Saimiri boliviensis boliviensis (Bolivian squirrel monkey)
Lineage: Eukaryota; Metazoa; Chordata; Mammalia; Primates; Cebidae
Gene: PYM1
Product: PYM homolog 1, exon junction complex associated factor
Biological process (GO): exon-exon junction complex disassembly
Cellular component (GO): exon-exon junction complex; cytoplasm
Molecular function (GO): RNA binding
Source: RefSeq, a predicted model, not a curated record